AUGUAUUCAGUAUCUGCUGUGCCUGGUGCUGUGCCAGUGCCUGGAAAGCCUGUCUAUAUACCCCAAUCCAAUGCUAUCUAUGUGUUCUCAUUCUCAAAGAACACGCAGUCUGAUAAUAAGCUCUCGGUGAUUGAUCUAAAGCAGAGUUUCAAUACCUUGCAACCGCUAGUGACAGAUAUAUCCUCGCAAAUCACCAAUGAUCAGUGCCCAGUUAUGCAUUUUGCAGCAGCCUUACCCGAUGCAGAUGGUGUGAGCGUCAAUGUAUUUGGCGCGGGAAGCAAUGUGAAUGGCGUGUACGAAUCCACCAUGACCAUAUGCCAAUACAACACACAAUCAAGCUCUUGGAAACAGAUUAUCAGCCCAGUCAAUGCUCCUCUGGCCAGACGAAACGCAGCCUACGAGUUUACGCAUACGAAUCUAACCUUUAUAUUUGGAGGAAGCUCUGAAGCCAUUACAGGCCUUAGUGCUAGUUCAUCCUACUAUCCAAAUUACUGGCACCAGGACGUCCCCAUUUACGAUAGCAAAGGAGAGCAGUGGCUCAAUACAGGUUUGACUUAUGCGAGUGGUCCUACCAGAGCCAAUGCAACCAUAACACAAAUUAGUGAUACAAAUGGCCAAUUGGUAGUGAUUGGAGGCUCCAUCAUAAACAAUAGCUCAAACGUGGACAUGGUGACAAACUUUCCAUUAGCUAAUAUGACUGAUAUUGUCGUACUUGAUCCUCGCACAUCAAGAUGGUCCAACAUCGGCGCUAGUGGCAGUGCCAUUCCGACAGCAAGAAAACAUCAUACAACCACAUUGCAUCCAGAUGGACACACACUCAUUGUGAUCGGCGGCGAGUAUUUUAAUGACUCUGGCGCAUAUCUGCUGAACGAUGUUUGGACUCUGGACACCAGAGACAUGAACAGCUAUACGUGGAGUCAGCCUCCAGUUCAGGGAGUAGGACUGUAUCGUUCCAACCAUACCUCCAUAUUGAUAGGUGAUCAAAUAUGGGUGAUUGCUGGUACCAACGCGUCUGCGAAAGCAGUUGAUAUCCAGCUUCUCAAUGUGACAGAUUGGACCUGGUCCUAUCAAGCUGUAUCCAGCUAUGCAGCUCCUCCAUCCAGUGACAAAUACCAAAGUGUUGGCGGCACCAAGGGGCUAAUAGGCAUCAUUGUAGGCGUAGUCGGUGCUUUGUUGCUUGCUCUACUGUGCGCUAGCAUUUGGUGGUGCCGCAGAAAACGAGUUAAGCCAUUCUCCAAAGACGGUAAAGGCGGCAACAACGCAUCUUUGCCUGUACCUUAUGUCGACGAUCAAGAUAUAAGCCAUUAUGGCGAAAGCCAUAGCCAGCAAAUGCAGUAUAACAAUGCCACUGGUAGUAAUCAUCGUCCAUCGCAAGAUAUCAAUGCUGUUCUAGUCAACUCAAAAAUUACCUCACAUCCAUCACUAUCAACGACAACAUCGCAUAACAACAUGGUAGCAGCAGCUGACUGGAGCAACCAGCAACAAACACUCACCAACCAUCCCCCAAACAGCAGCACAGCUGGAAACAACUAUUUUAACGCACCCAAGUACGGCGGCAACAAUGCAAUCCCUUUGACUCCUACAAUAAUCUCUCCUAUUGACAGGAGUCAAACUCAGUAUUACGACAAUAAUUGCUUUACUGACAGUGAUAACAACAUCUAUCAUGAACAGAAUUAUGGACCAGGCUAUGUGUCUGCUGCAUCCAAUGCUGCUGUGCAUCAAAAUGUUGUGGACAAUAACCAUUAUCGUCAGUCAUUUGGCUAUUGGGAUGCACCACCAUCACUCCAUUUUUCCAGUGAUGCUAGCAAUAAUAUGUACCAUCAAAUGGACAGUUAUCACAAUUUCAUGUUGGCACCAAUGGGAAGGACCGAUGAAUCUGGCAGGCCUAUUUCUUCACCCUCAGGAACGCAGCUACAGAAACCAAAUGAAGUGGACACUGUUUUAUUAACGUCUCCUGAUGCAUCUGCUACAGUUUACACGACUUCAACCGCAGAGGAUGAUCAUACAGCCACGCCAGAUAAUUUCUCUGGCUCAGAUGACCCUCUGGUUCAACAUCAUAAUAAUCACACUGCCACCAACAAGAAUUGA
This is a messenger RNA of Mucor velutinosus, 2088 nucleotides long. RefSeq names its product molecular chaperone (gene JAC1). Gene Ontology annotation, molecular function: protein binding. The transcript has 6 exons. The coding region runs from base 1 to 2088 and encodes 695 amino acids. Lineage: Eukaryota; Fungi; Mucoromycota; Mucoromycetes; Mucorales; Mucoraceae. The record is from RefSeq and is a predicted model, not a curated record.